CCAAACUCAAAUUAGAGCAGGGGUGGUGAAAAUGUGGACUUCUAGAAGCUAUUGGUAUACAACUCCCACCACCCUUCAUUCAUCAUUGACUUUUCCGACUGGAACUGAUGGGUGUUGGUGGCCAACAAUAUCCAGAGAGCCACAGGUUCUCCAUCCUUGAUCGGAGGCAUGGCAUCUGAGCUGGAAAAGGCCUUCCACAGAUAUGCUGUGUAUGGAGAUACAGCUGCCACUGGAACUGACAUGACGGGCAAGAACUUCUCCAAGAUGUUGAAGGAGUGUGGCGUGAUGGAUGGGAAGCUUGUAACCAGCACUGAUGUGGAUAUCCUCUUCAACAAAGUCAAGAGCAAGGGUGCCCGCAACAUCACGUUUCCAGAGUUCCAGGAAGCCCUGAAGGAGCUGAGCACAAAACGCUUCAAAGGAAAGUCACCCGAAGAUGCUUUGGCAGCUACACACCAGAUGCUGGAAGGCAAAGAACCAGGCAAUGUGGGGGUAACGAAAACCGUCGCGGCUGGUGCAGUGGACCGGCUGACAGACACUAGCAAAUACACAGGCUCCCACAAGGAACGUUUUGACGAAAGCGGCAAGGGCAAGGGCAUCGCAGGACGUGCUGACCUGGUCAGUAACAGCGGCUAUGUGGGUAACUACAAGGGGGCUGGAACCUAUGACAAGUCCCACUAGAUGUGGGGCACAGCCUUCUGAAAACUCUGCCUGUUCCCACUGCCUUGGAAGGGUAGACAAUAAACAUCUGGCCUGA
Messenger RNA from Podarcis raffonei (Aeolian wall lizard), 754 nucleotides. Its product is annotated as tubulin polymerization-promoting protein family member 2-like. Gene Ontology annotation, molecular function: tubulin binding. The transcript has 4 exons. The coding region runs from base 169 to 678 and encodes 169 amino acids. Lineage: Eukaryota; Metazoa; Chordata; Lepidosauria; Squamata; Lacertidae. Gene Ontology annotation, cellular component: microtubule. The record is from RefSeq and is a predicted model, not a curated record. Gene Ontology annotation, biological process: positive regulation of protein polymerization; microtubule polymerization; microtubule bundle formation.